AUGACACAAAAAGCUGUGGUCAAAAAUGCGGAUAUGACAAACGAAAUGCAGAAACAUGCGGUGGAGAUUUGUGCCGAUGCAUUACAUCGAUUCGAAAUGGAGAAGGAUAUUGCCAGUUACGUCAAGAAAGACUUUGAACGAAAAUACGGUCCGACCUGGCAUUGUAUUGUUGGCCGAAGCUAUGGAAGCNUUGUGACACAUGAGCCGGGGUCAUUUAUUUACUUCUUCCUGGACAAAUACGCUGUUCUUCUAUUCAAAUCCGGAUAA
Molecule: messenger RNA, 267 nt
Organism: Echinostoma caproni
Lineage: Eukaryota; Metazoa; Platyhelminthes; Trematoda; Plagiorchiida; Echinostomatidae
Source: the annotation of a GenBank genome assembly